AUGCCUUUAAAAACGCUCGACCCACUUCUUGGAAGCCCCGCACUCGAAGAUUCGUUGGGCACGAGCAUCGCCGCCACUCACCAUGGGCCACACCCUUUCAAGGUAAUCGAACACGAUAUACUGUAUGAGACGGAGAGGGAAGCAGUGCGCGCGCAGGCCGUGCUUUGUCUCGCCUGGUCUCUUGUUCUUAAUGACUAUCAAAGUCACAGCAAGAUUAGCUUUGGUGUUCUGAAGCACUCUUGUCAUCAUCGGAGCCUUAAGGAGACUAUCCUGCCGUUCCAUGUCGAUCUCGACCUGCAAUCGCCAAUAGAGAAUGCUCUAGCAGCCGUGGAAGACAUGGGGACUACACUUGGAACGAAAAGUGGCAGUCCAUUGGCAAGUCAGUUCCAAAGCGUUCUGGUGAUCAAUGAGGAAGAGACGACAGCUUGCCGAGAAAAUGAACUUACGGGGUUCGGCGAGGAGGUUGCAAACAACGACGUGCAUAUGACGAUAAUCUGCCGUCUACAAAAUGCCGGCAUCAGGAUCAAGGGACUUUUGCGCUCGACAUUGAAGUUUCCCCAAUCGGAAAGGAUGAUGAUUCACCAGCUGGCCUAUACCGUCAAGAGAAUCCUCUCCAGUAGCUCUGACGCUCUUCUUUGUGAUGUCAGUGGAGUUUGCCCCGAGGGCCUCGAGCAAAUACUUGGGUGGAAUGACCCCUAUUCUUCGUCUGCUCCUCCUCCCACCAAGGACGAACUUGUGCACGAACAUUUCGCGGCGAUAUGUCGGCAGCAGCCGGAGGCAACAGCGAUUGACGCAUGGAAUGGGAAGCUCACUUACGGUGAGCUAGACCGAAUUUCCACAAUCGUCGCGUCGAGGCUCGCCCACAGUGUCCGGCCGGGAAGCUUUGCCUGCGUUCUCAUGGAAAAGUCCAUGUGGGUAUCUGUGGCCAUGCUGGCAGUCAUCAAAGCUGGCUGCGCGUUUAUCCUGCUCGAUCACGCUCAGCCAGAUCAGCGACUGCAAACAAUUUGUACCCGUUCAGCGGCGGCUGCCAUUCUGUGCUCUGAACAGCUCGAACAGCGAGCAGCACAGUUUGGAGUAUCUUGUGUGCUUUGCCUCCCACUGGUGGAACGGGAAUCGUCAGCGGCUGAAAAGCUAUCGACUGACGACACAGCUGCGUUGCCUCCACCGGAUGCGCUCCCACCAGCUUCAACCUCCUUGUUUGCCAUUUUCACAUCCGGCUCGACCGGUGAGCCGAAAGGGGUUGUGUGCAAUCACACAUCAUGGUCCAGUGGAGUUGCGAGGAUGUCUAGCGGCACAUAUAUCACGAGGGAGACGCGGGUCUUCCAGACGGCGUCACCUUCGUUUAUCAUUACUCCGAUCAAUUAUUUGACUGCGCUACACAGUGGCGCCUGUGUAUGCGUGCCAUCCGAGGAGCAGCUCCGCAACGAUUUAGCAGGGGCAAUCCGUGAGGCGGGCGCAACUUCGGCGAUCAUGACCCCCUCCAUGGCCAGAGUCAUGGACCCCCGAGAUGUCUCGUCGCUGCAGACAUUGUUGUUGGUUGGAGAAAAGAUGACCAAGUUCGACAUUGAAAGAUGGCAAGGACUCCGGCUGCUCAGCCUGUACGGACUCUCGGAGGUUGUGGUGGCGGGCGCUAUUUCGCACAAAUUCAGUGUGGAGAGCGAUCCGGCUGAGAUAGGAAAACCGAUUGCCACGAGAUCAUGGGUCGUCUGUCCUGAUGACCAUAAUAAGCUGAAGCCGGUUGGGGCGUCGGGCGAGCUCCUCAUCGAAGGUCCAUCAACCUGCAACAAAUAUCUCAACGACCCGGAGAAAACCAACAAAACGUACAUCACCGAUCCCACCUGGUGUCGAUUUAUCUCUCCUGGGGCGCCUGAGCGCCGCUUUGCCAAGACCGGGGAUAUUGUCCGCUACGUUGGGCCGGACGGAGCGCUCCAGUACAUUGGCCGAAAGAAUACUGAAGUCAAGCUACGAGGCCAACGCAUGGACCUCUCCGAGGUCGAGUAUCAUGUGCAGCAGCAGUUCCACGACGGCACGGAGGUAGCAGCGGAGGUGGUACUUCCGAAAAAUGGGGUCUUGUCCGAGCAUGCAAUGCUUGUGGCCUUUAUUUCCGUCCAGCAGAAGCAAGGCGCCCGGCGCGUAGUUGACUUUGUUUUGGCGCGGACAACGCCAGAAUUCAAACGAAAAGCGCAGCAAGCAAUCACACAGUUGAAGCAAAGUCUCCCCAGUUUCAUGGUACCCACGGCCUUUGUCAGUCUCGAGCAUCUGCCCUUGACGGCCUCGGGCAAGUUGAACCGACUUAUCCUCCGUGAAUCUGCAUCCAACAUGUCCCGCGAAGAGAUAUUGUCUUGCUCUCAAGAUGUCAGUGCUACGAAGACCCAAGCAGCGACAGCCGAGGAGGCGAUCCUCCAGAACGCGUGCGCACAGGUGCUGGCGCAACCAGCGGAGACCGUCGAUGUCGAGAGCAGCUUCUCCACUUUGGGAAUGGAUUCUUUGGGUGCCCGGCAUGUCGUGUCCAUUUGCCGACAGCAGGGCUUAUUGCUGAAUGUUGCCGAUGUGUUCAAUGCUGCAUCGAUACAAGAGCUGGCGGGUACGUGCUCCAGCCGCGACAUAGGGCAGUACAGCAACCCACUUACAGAUGAUCAAUUCGGCUUGCUUCAAUCGGACUUCCUGAGCAGUCCUCAAGUGCCUCUUGUUGGAGGAGCAAAUAUAGAGGCGGUUUUUCCAACGUUAUUAGCUCAAUCCAGGGCUGCAAAGGCAAUUGACUAUUUUUUGGUUCAUCUGUCCGGCGACUUUGAGCAGGACCGGUUUAACCAGGCUUGCGAAACGCUAGUUCAGUCUCAUGUGCCCUUGCGCACUCUCUUUGUACCAUUCAAUGACCAAUUGCUGAACGUGGUAUUCCGCCAGCUGGCGCCAGAUAUCAACCACCAUGUGGUUUCAACCGGCACAGAUCUCGCACACUGGGCCCGGGAAUUCUGCUUGCAGGACCUGCACAAGCCACACCCUCCGCAUGAGCCAGUAGUCAAAUUCCUGGUAGGUGCACAUGCGGAUCUGCCUCAGAGCCGCGUCCUCAUCAUUCGGCUUAAUCACGCAUCGUUUGAUGGUAGCUGUGUCUGGCGAAUAAUAUCCGAUCUGGGCCUUGCAUAUGAGGGCUCGAGGAUAGAAGUCGCCUCCGACUUUCCCCAGUUUGCUCGCCAAACAUUCCAGCAAAGAAAGCUGCAGCAGUCCAGCUCGAAAGUUUACUGGACGAAGCUCCUCACCGAUGCUACAAUCACGCCAUUGCCCGUCUCGCAGGUGGCCGAUAAUCGUGACAAAAGAGCCACUCCGACAUUCGUCACUCGACAUCUACCAGUGCAAUCCCCUCCACCACAGGGCAUAUCCAUGGCGACCGUCGCCAAAGCAGCGUGGUCUUACGUGCUGCGCAAGCACAUGGGCACUGACGACGUUCUGUUCGCCCAGGUCAUCAACUGUCGUGACGUUGUAAUUCUUCCAGGUGCAGAGGACGUCCUAGGGUCCUGCCACAACUUCUCGCCCGUCCGUGUCCGAUACCCAGUGGCACCACAGUCACCAGACUCCAUUCGAAUCCUCCAGGAUUUGCAGGAGCAGCACGCUCAGUCGCUCACUCACUGCUCGCUGGACUGGGAGGACGUUGCCAGCAAUUGCACCUCCUGGCCGGUGAAUACGAUGCCCACGUUUUACUUGGCCUAUCAGGAUCUCCGCCAGUUCUCGGAUCAAGAGUAUGGCGGGUUGAGCAUUCGAUUUGGCGAGCACGUCUGCGACCACUCUCCGCCGGGUGAGGCGUGGCUUGCCGUGACACCGGUGGAUAAUGCUCUGCGCGUGGACUUUGGGACGAUGAGCUCGGCAAUGGAGCAGGAAACAGCGGAGAUCUGGAUUUCGGAUUUCUGUGAAUGUAUUACGGCAUUGUUGGAGGGGGUGCCUUUGAAGUAA
Molecule: messenger RNA, 3942 nt
Organism: Penicillium soppii
Lineage: Eukaryota; Fungi; Ascomycota; Eurotiomycetes; Eurotiales; Aspergillaceae
Exons: 1
Coding region: 1-3942 (1313 amino acids)
Biological process (GO): secondary metabolite biosynthetic process; amino acid activation for nonribosomal peptide biosynthetic process
Cellular component (GO): cytoplasm
Molecular function (GO): catalytic activity; phosphopantetheine binding
Source: RefSeq, a predicted model, not a curated record